Molecule: messenger RNA, 6183 nt
Organism: Sclerotinia trifoliorum
Lineage: Eukaryota; Fungi; Ascomycota; Leotiomycetes; Helotiales; Sclerotiniaceae
Source: the annotation of a GenBank genome assembly
CACCGAGAACUUUCAAUCUCAAUCAACACAUAGUCAAGAGUGAAGAGUCAAGAUACAAGAGGAACUUCAAUCAUCAUCCCUCACUCACAGAGAGAAGUCGAAAUCAAUAUCAAAAGCUUGUAUUCACACGGCUGGUUGAAUAUAAUGUUUACAUUUAAUUAACGCCAUCGCAUCGAUCAAUAUCAUAUUCUAUUUUGAUCCCUCCAUAUUGCUACCUACCUACCUACAUAUUGCAUUCCAUUCAUUCACUCAUCCCCCCAUUCAUUCAUUCCGGAUCCCCCCCCAAAGUCUUUCCUUGAACAGCCAUCUAAUCACCGAAAAGUCCCUGCGCCAUAAAUCUCCUACUACCUACACCGUGCCGUGCCGUGGCACAAGAUCGAACUUUCAACUGGCAGAUAUCAACAAUAGAACUCUGCAGAUUCACCACAAAAACUUCAUUCAGUGUUAGUGGAUAUUGAUAUAAUUCUUCGAUACCCUCGUCAUUUUUUCCAAGGCUCAAAGAUCGUACGUGGUAUAUUCACUAGCUUGAACCCUUGGGGAAGAGAUUACGGAUAGAACUCCGGCACUAACCUUAUAAACUUGAUUAUUUAGUUCGGGCCUAAAUCUCUUGCUAGCUGUUGAGAUCUUCACACCUCGAGUCUAUCCCAACUUCCAUAUUAAAUAGACAAAUCUCGGUAUGGAGGGUGGAAGACCCCCGCCACAGUUACCGUUCUCGCGGAAUACCAACACGGCUUCGCCAUAUGGCCGUUCUACGUUUCCACCUGCGCCGAAUGGUCAAACAUCACAAUAUCCUACGUCGUCGCAUCCACCAAAUGCCCCUCCUCCAUACGCGGAUCAUCAACGAAGGACUUCUGAUGGUCAAUAUUUUCAAGCGCGUUAUCAAGAUGGACCACCGCAAAUACAUGGAGGAGGUCAUUCAAGGCAUCCAAGCUCUUCUUCGAUCGGACAUGGUACUCCAGUAGGACGAGGUAUGCCACCUCCAUCCUCCCCCCAGCAACAACAGCAACAACAGCAACACCAAGGGCCCAUUCAACAUGCGUAUGGACCACCACAUCCCCGAGCGCCUCCAGUAUCUGUUGGUCCGCCAGCUGGCUUUCCAAGUGGUCGAGAACUACCACCACCACCUUUGAAUAGACCACCGAGCACUGCUGGAAGUAACAUGUCCAUUUCAUCAUUGCUUGGAGGUCCAACACCGGCUACGCGAGAUCCAAUGCCUGGCCAGUACACUUCCCCGAUCAACACAUCGGCGCCGCCUCCUAUGUAUGGUAGCGCGACGCAUGCUUCACCACGCGUUAAUUCCGCUGCAAAUGAAUAUACCGCUUUUGGACGUCCUCGGACACCUGAAUCACGCUAUGAACAUCGAGAUCAUCGCGCAAACUCUGCAGGAUCGCCACCAGGACAAUAUGGGACACCCGACCAUCGACAUGGUACCCCUCAGCAGUAUGGUCCAAGACCUGCCCAAAAUCCCUUGGCACAGCACCCAGAGGAUAGGCGAGAUUCACAACAAGGUAUAAGAAUGAAUAAUAUGAGCAUGCCCCCGCGACCAAGCAGUCAACCCAUGACAUACAACUCUUCCAUUUCUCGUUCCGGAGACCGCCCAACAUUGCAUGGUGAACCGCAAUUCGGUGGUAGAAGAGUGGAUCAUGACCCUCGAGGAUUGGAGACCUUGACUAGAGGAGAAGCUAUCCAUCAGAGACCUCCGGGGGGUUUCAACAAUAGGCAUGAUCCAGCUUUCGAGCACAUUGAGAGAGAGCGGGAUAGGGAGAGGGAGAGAGAGAGAGAGAGAGGGACAGGGAUAGGGAAGCGGCGGCGGCGAUGAUGUUGAGUCAAAGGGAGAGGUCGGUUGCAGAGCGUGAACAAGCUUUGGCCAUGCACGAACGACCCGGGAUGCAUGGAGAGUAUCCGCACCAAAUCCCUCAACGAGCUCAUACUCAGAUCUAUGGUCGGCAACCUGAUCCUCGUGAACACGCAGCUUGGGUUCGCGCUGGACAUGAUCAGAGAAUGGGAUAUGAACAACCGCCAUAUGAACGUCCACCGCCAUCGUAUCCACAGCAUGGUAAUGGUUAUGAUUACCCACGAAGCGCGGCCCCACAAUACCCGAACCACCCCGCUUAUGAACCAGUGCCCCAUCAUGAACAACGUGACCCUCGGUACCCCCCUGUUUCUCAUCAUCAGCCACAUCCACAGUCACAAACGGUAACAGGUCCAGGUCCUCAUUUCGAGCAAUCAUAUGAAGAAAGAAUGACUCGUGGUCCACACCAACAGCAGCAGCAACAGCAACAUGUGGCAAGACAACAGGUGGCUGAAGGUCAAGCACGCGUGAUGCAGCCUCAACCAUUGGCAUAUGGUGGAUCAAUGCCGCCAAAUACUCAAUACCAACAGCAUGAUUCUCCCCAAAGGAGACCAGUUGAAGAAGGACCUCAAAUGAUGCAACAGCAACAAAGUCAGAGGAGCCUUUUGAGCGUUCAAGACAAUCGUAGAGGAGGCCGCAUUUCACCCAUUCCUCAAGCUGUACAAGGUGCACAAGUUCAGCACCCAGGUCCUGCUGGCGAACCUGGUAUUAAGAGCGAGUUUGGUAAGAUAUUUCACGGUAUUGGAAGUGGAGUUGGUGCAACUAUGAGCAUGCCCAGUCCUGUUGCAGGAUCUAGUGCCGGAGGACUGCCCUUCUCCGGACCACGUCGUGAUGACCUCGAUUCACCAUCUGCUCAUAACUCCCCCAUUGAAAACAAUGGUUCCAUGAUUACCCGUCCAUUUGGAAGACGCCGGAAGCUCAAAGAAGAAGAAAGAGGUGAUGAUGAAAGCAGCACAGGCCGACAGACACCUAACGGCAGAGCAAAGCGUACAAAACAUGCCGCACAUAGACAUCAGUAUGUCCCUCUCUUCCCUACCCUGGUUACUUAGCCUAACAUAUUUUAGUCACCAUCAUCGACCUGAUGCUUCGGAGCGAAUCCCGUCACCUUCGUCACAAAUGUUGACACCAUUCAAGAGCAUCAAGGGCACUAGCGAUAAUGUAUCUCCACCCACUGGCGAGAGAUCAGUCGUUCCACAUCAUCAUAUCCAACGACAUCAUCAUCAUCACCACACAGCAGGACCAAAAAUUGCCUCACCUAUGAAUACCGUUAUUCGCAUGCCUAGAUACGAAGUUAAGUCGCAAGCAAUCAUUGAUGCAGCUUCGAUUCAUCCCCGUUGCCAUCUUGGAUACGAGUAUUACCAACCUAAUCUCAAACUGUUCCGAUCAAGCUCUUCUGAUCGACUCCCCUAUAAUCGUGCCUUUGCCAGUACCAACAGAGCUUUCCCAAACUUUGAAGGCAAAGUCAAUUGCACAUAUACCAUCAAAAUUUCUCGAGCUCAUCUCAGACCAGAAAGUAGAGAAGAAAUUACUUAUCGGAAAAAUCUAUGGGGUACUGACGUCUAUUCGGAUGAUUCAGAUAUCAUUGCUGCUUGCAUUCAUCAAGGCUGGAUUUGUGGAAAGUGGGCCAAAGAUGUCGAUGUUAAGCUUUUGAAUCUUUAUCCAUCAGAUGAAGGUGUUUCCGUCGAACCGGAACUUGAUAUCCCGUAUGACGGACCGGAUGAGACUUUUGAUCGCCCCCCUGCUAAAGGUCCUAUGCCAAUUCGUAUGGAUCAUGAUCUCCAUGUCACAGUACUUGUUCUGGAUUGUCUUGACAAGUAUUCUAGCAAAGUCCGAUUUGGUAUCAAGAGUCGUGAAUGGGGAGGCAAAAACACAACUGCACAUGAUGGUUUGAGUUAUUUGAUCAUGAACAUAAAGUGGGUUGAUGGUGUGGAUGGAAUGGAAAGUGGAAACUUUGCCAAAAAACGGUUUUUGAACAUGCAACAUCAGGAGAAAUCCACGGAUAGACAAGAACAAGAAGCUGACCGAGAACGCGAAUUGUGGUUGGAGACGAAGAUGAACGGGAACGGAAAACGAGCCAUAGACCAUGGAAAUGAAGAGGACGUAGUUAUGGAAGAGAGUCACAUGAGAGGUGAUUUGGGAGGACGACAUGUUUUAAAUGAUGGAGAAAUUCGAGGUGUUGGCACGGGAAGUUGGUGGAAGGGAAAUUCGCGAGAUUCAUCAAAGGACGUUAAGAAUGGCAAAGGUCCAACUGCUCAGAAGGGUCAAGAAAUGACAGGGAAUGGAGCCCUACCAAGCAAGACGCAUCAGUUUGGAGCCCAUACCGUAAGUGUUUAUUUAUUUGAUCACUGAGAGUCUUAUUAAACCUUUUGCUGACACGUUGAUAAUAGCAGGAUCUUACUGGAGCAAACAUCUCAGGAUAUAUUGCGCAAUCUACGAAGAAUUCCGAAUCCAUCUCCGAAGUUUCGAAGAAGAAACCGCAAGAAUCUGAAGAGAAUAGAGAAAAUCCUAAUCCAACUUUGGAGAGGAGCCAUAUCAAUGUCCCAGCUAUGAGCUCAAAUACCUCAUCAAACAGAGAAAGCGGUAUUCCAGAAGAAGUACCAGUGCAAGAAUCCAUGGUACUCGAUACAGCAGCUCCGGCUCCUCAAAAAUCAAUGCCUACAGGCACAGUAGAAGCAGGAAUCCUUGCCGUACAAUCGGCCGAAACUUCAUCAGGCCGCAAGGACGAAGUUAUCAAGGAAGUGGAGCCCACUAGAGACCCAAAUCAUAUCACUUCCGAAUCAAAGACACAAACGCAAACACAAAUUCCAGCUACCCAGAAGCAGGAUGACAAGGUUGAAAAAUCGGUGGGAAUAAAGGACCAGGAAAGUAUUUCACAAAUUGUCCCAGUUGUAGAAGUCCCUACAGCUGCACCUGAGACACAAGCUCAGGCCCAGGCUCCCCACAUAGGUGGGGGAUCUUCUCCACUUAUUGUGGAAGAAGCAGCAGUGGAUGCAGAUUCCUCUGCAUCUGCUCCUGCAAAUAACUGAUGCUGUUUUGAGACGCUAUGCCAUCGGCAUUGACAUACCAAAGUGUCCUUUGUUUGUUGUAUGAAUAUUCUCCAUGCUCGCGAGCAAAAGCGCAUAGCAUUGUUGAACCUCGUCAUAGGUGGGGUUGUCGGUUUAUCAAAUAUCCAAGCGACCUUUACUCAAGCAGGCAACGAACAUGAGUUAGUGCAAGAGAGUUCUCCAUUCAGGGUCGAUAUUGCGAACUAAGGACGGAGUCCCUGAAUCAAGAAGGCCAAGAUGUUUUAGGGAGAGUCGAGGUUGAUGCAUCAAGACUUCGUAGUUAGCAUCAACUUCAUUCUAGGUUGAGAAAGAUCCAGGUUUUCGGAUAUGAUACGAUAUGGAACAAGCGCCCAUCCCUCUUCUUUUUAUCCAGUGAAAAAUUCCUGGAAAUUUUACAAUUUUGAUCUCCACUCUCUGCAUAACAAUAAGAGUACAAUGAACGAGGUCUAUCUGGAUAUUCCUGAUAUGUAGGAGCAGAGCAACAGCUAAACACAAGCAACAAAACCGACUAAUGUUGGAGGGCUAAGAGCGAACGAGGCUUCUGCAUACUCAACGCGCAUAAGACUCCAUCGAAAUCGAUUGAGACAAAAUUUCUUUGGGACAAUCAAGAACCAAGAAUCAUCGGAUUCAUCCGCUCGAUUGGUUGCAUGAUAGAUAAAACCUAGCUCUUCGGAGUCUGGUCUUCUUCAGCUUCACCAAUAUCCUUCGAAUAAAUCAGAUUGACCGAUACUAUGUUCAACAAGACAGAGCUUAGAACCAUUCAGCCGGAGUGGCUCUUCAAAUUCUUGAAAAUUCCUAGAAAAUUCUCAAAUAAUACCGCAGAGUCGGCUUUGUUGCCAUGUGCGACGAAUAUCCCUAGCGAACUCAAUGCUCCUUUACUUUUCUUUUCAAAAUUUCCUUUAUUGAAUGUUUUCUUAAGAUACCACCCAUUGUUGUUUUUCCAGGUGAGCAAGGUGUCUGGCGUUUAGCAUUCUGAUCAUCAAAUUUGCCAAGGCGAUUUGAUGAUUUGGGAAUGCUUACCUGCUUGCUUGCCUGCUUGACAAGCACUUUGCAUUCCGGGAUUGGGGAAUGAGAGGUCGAUAUGAUACACUAUGAAAUCAAAGGAUAGUCGAGCCUGCUUUGGAGCACAGUGGAUGAUACUUUGGUACAUUGGUACAGCAGUCAGAGGGUGUACUUGGGGAUAGCAUGGAAGUACAGAAACGUAGGAAAAUCGUUGCUUUGGCUAAAUUUCACGGAUCAAUUGAGCAAAAUUAGCUUACCGGAUGCGACCACAUGCGUUGAAAUGGC